Messenger RNA from Solanum dulcamara, 730 nucleotides. RefSeq lists its product as uncharacterized. Bases 101 to 559 code for a protein of 152 amino acids. The record is from RefSeq and is a predicted model, not a curated record. The transcript has 2 exons. Lineage: Eukaryota; Viridiplantae; Streptophyta; Magnoliopsida; Solanales; Solanaceae.
UGCUAUUUUUUUUCAAGUUUAUCAUUAUAUACAUAUUUAUGUUUCUUCUAGUUUCAUAGAAUUUUGGGUUUUUGAUUCAACCACUGUUGCAGCCAUAAAAAUGGCGAAAAUCAACUCUUCUAAGAGGGUUACAAGAGGUAUACAUUUAUUUGAUGAUUUGUUGAACGAAAUCCCAUCAUUUAAUUUGGGUAUUACUCAAAUUCAAGGCAAUUUUUUAGGCUCUAUUACUGCAUUGGAGAAUGAAAGAAGAUCAAAGAAGGCUAAUGAUCUUAUACUAUUGAAUCUCACGGAUGAAAUUGAAUCGGCAAAAUCCACAAACAGAAAAAAAAAUCCAAUUCCCUUAGACAUACAAAAUAGCCUCGGAAAAAAAAGAAAGAUCAACAAUGUUGAUCUGGAUAGCAGCGAAAAAAUAGGUGGUGAACAACAAGAAGCGGAGAAUGAAGAUACCGAGGAAAUCAGAUUCUAUGUGGUGAAUCGUCUGAUUGAAGCACCGCAUAUGCAUAUAUAUGCAAACCACAACAUAAUUCAAGAUUUGAAGGACAAACUUAUCAAUGUCUAGUUGAAUAAAUUCAAGAAUACAUAUUUUGGCGUAUAUAUACUAUCGAAAGUAUUUACACACAAGGGAUACAACCCAAAGUCAGCAUACAAUUUUUUAACUGAACAUAUACCUGUAAACACAUGUCGUUGUAUAUUUUUAUUUGCAUAUCAUUACCUUCAACAAUGUAUUUGA